This is a messenger RNA of Hyaena hyaena (striped hyena), 992 nucleotides long. RefSeq names its product phosphatidylcholine transfer protein-like. Gene Ontology annotation, molecular function: phosphatidylcholine binding; phosphatidylcholine intramembrane carrier activity. Lineage: Eukaryota; Metazoa; Chordata; Mammalia; Carnivora; Hyaenidae. The record is from RefSeq and is a predicted model, not a curated record. Bases 82 to 720 code for a protein of 212 amino acids. The transcript is spliced from 6 exons.
CAUGCUGGACCACCCUCUGGGGCUGCCCCAGAACGCACACCUGGUGGGUCGGUGGCUUCGCCCCUCUGGGGCUGCCAAGAGAUGGCUCAAGCGGCAGGCUGCUUUUCUGAAAACCAGUUCCGGGAGGCCUGUGCUGAGCUCCAGGAAUGGGGUCCAGGAGGGGCCAACUGGGAAUUGCUGGUGAGGACCCUGGGCUUCAGAGUCUACAGGCGGCGAUACCAGCAGACUGGACUUUAUGAGUAUAAAGUCUUUGGUGUUCUGGACGAUUGCCCACCAGAUUUAUUCGCAGCUGUCUAUAUGGACUUAGACUACAGAAAACAGUGGGACCCAUAUGUUCAAGAAAUACAAGAAAAGCGAUGCAGUGGAGAAACCGUGGUGUACUGGCAAGUGAAGUACCCUUUCCCCAUGUCCAACCGGGAUUUCGUCUACAUACGAGAGCAUCAAGAGCUGGAUAUGGAAGGGCAGAAGAUCCAUGUGGUCCUGGCCCAGAGCACUUCUGUGCCUCAGUUUCCUGAGAGGUCUGGUGUGGUCCGGGUAAAUCAGUAUAAGCAGAGCCUGGCGAUUGAGAGUGACGGCAAGAAGGGGAGCAAAGUUUUCAUGUAUUAUUUUGAUAACCAGGAUCUGCAAAUUCCGACCUGGAUCAUUAACAACUUCGUCAAGAAUAAUGCUCAUGAAGUCCUGAGGAGGAUAGAAAAUGCCUAUCAAAACUACCGAGGGUAACUUCAGUAAGGGCAUCAUGUGUUUGUGUAAUGAAGUCUCUGGAAGUGCCGCAGCCCAGUGAUGUGCAGCUUUCCUUUCCCACUUCCACCUUCAGAGGCUGGCACACUGUCUCGCACAUCGUCCCCAAGUGUGUUUGCUGAUGCCUGGCUUCUUCUCCCAGUUUCCCCACCCUGGGACUGGCUGCCUUCUUCCACUAUUGAAUGUGGGUCAGAUGAGGGAAAUUCUGCUGGUUUAUUUUUAAAAAGGGAAGUCCUCAGUGGGGAACACAAUCA